This is a messenger RNA of Colletotrichum destructivum, 240 nucleotides long. RefSeq lists its product as uncharacterized. The record is from RefSeq and is a predicted model, not a curated record. NCBI's taxonomy places the organism in Eukaryota, Fungi, Ascomycota, Sordariomycetes, Glomerellales, Glomerellaceae. The coding region runs from base 1 to 240 and encodes 79 amino acids. The transcript has 2 exons.
AUGCGUCCUCCGGCCAAACCUGUCGCGAGAAGCCAAGAGGCAUUCGAAAGAGACGGCGAGACGGCGAGAUAUGCCAAGCACGCAAAGUCAUCUUCUCAUGCCUUGCAUGUGCAGAUGCGCCGGCUCCAGACUUGCAUGCCCGAUCUCUUCGGCGUUCACCAUGUGCUUGGUUCGGUUCGGUCUGGUCUGGCUCAGCCAGGCUUCCUAAUCAACCGGCUUAUUGUCCUCUUCGAUUCGUAG